GCAGUGCUGCAAAAUAGCGGCCGGUCAAGAGCGGUCAAGCCAUCAGCUGUAUGCUCCGUUUUUGGUAAUUACGACAAUAAAUCGCAAUAGCGGCGCAAAAGCAGUGAACGAUGAGUGAGGCCGGCGCCAAUGCGGAUGCUGUGGCGGCCGAAAAGGAGCGCAAGUUCCGCAUCCAGGCUGCCGCCUUUUUGGGCCUGGUGGGUGGUGUGUCGGCGCUGUUCGGAUUCUCUCGUACGUUGGCCACCGCGAAGAAGGCGGAUAACAAGGUCCUCCAGCAGGCUGGAACGCGACAAGGACUGAUCCUGAUGGACGAGGGUGCCACCCUGGCAUUACGUGCUCUGGGCUGGGGCACUCUGUAUGCCGUCAUGGGAACCGGCGCCUUCUGCUACGGCUUUUGGAAGCUGUCUGGGGCCAAAGAUUUUCAGGAAUUUCGCCUCAAGAUGGGCAACGCACUGCCGAGGAUUACCAAGGACGAUCCGCCCGCCAGCCGCACCGACUUUGAGAGCCUAACGGACCUCAUGAAGUACCUCGCCGCCUGGAACAAAGAAUGAGCAGCUCACAAACACACACUUAAAUUUAAAUCUAACGCCUGAGAAGACUAAAACAUAAACCAAAACUAUUGUUGAUUGAGUUUACAUGCAGGCAAAUGUUUUAUUUCAAGAUAGCUUUGGUGGAUAAAAUUGGCAGAUUAAAAAAGACGAGACUUAUGUCACCUGCCAGUCUGAUAAGAACAGAUCGAACCAAUUUGUUUGUUGAACAAUAAUAAAUCAUGUGAAAUACAGA
Drosophila ficusphila is the source of this 783-nucleotide messenger RNA. Its product is annotated as transmembrane protein 242. The transcript is spliced from 3 exons. The record is from RefSeq and is a predicted model, not a curated record. Lineage: Eukaryota; Metazoa; Arthropoda; Insecta; Diptera; Drosophilidae. The coding region runs from base 111 to 551 and encodes 146 amino acids.